Eleginops maclovinus (Patagonian blennie) is the source of this 2055-nucleotide messenger RNA. Its product is annotated as D(2) dopamine receptor-like. NCBI's taxonomy places the organism in Eukaryota, Metazoa, Chordata, Actinopteri, Perciformes, Eleginopidae. Gene Ontology annotation, biological process: G protein-coupled receptor signaling pathway, coupled to cyclic nucleotide second messenger; chemical synaptic transmission. Gene Ontology annotation, cellular component: dendrite; plasma membrane. The record is from RefSeq and is a predicted model, not a curated record. Bases 187 to 1380 code for a protein of 397 amino acids. Gene Ontology annotation, molecular function: neurotransmitter receptor activity; G protein-coupled serotonin receptor activity. The transcript is spliced from 2 exons.
ACUUUUUGCCAUCUGUAGCGUUAAUGUCACUAAUUUAAAUCAUCAUAACGGAGCAAGGUGGAUACCUGUUUUACUCUGAACUGCAGGCCACUGAUGUGGACUACAAGCAGAAUUUGUCUGGCAUGAACCAAAGAUGUUUCACAUUUAAAGACUUCAUGAGAGGGAGCACCAAACGAACAUGAAAAGAUGGACUUGCACACUUUCUGGAACGAAACCACCGCCCACAAUGAGACUGAAAUGGAUGGGAUGUUUUUCAUUUUUAACUGCAUAGUCUUAACUUUAACAUUGCUUUUGGGUACACCUGGAAACUUGUGGGUUUGUUGGGUCGUCUUCAGGACCAAAAGCCUGCAGACUUUUAAUAACGCGCUGCUGGUGAGCUUGGCCGUCAGUGACCUCCUGAAAUGCUCUCUGGACACCCCUUUGUUGCUCUUCUCUUGUCUGCGGUAUUGGAAGAGCAGCCAGGUGUCUAUGUCGGUGUGCACCCUGCAGCAGUUCACCUAUGCCCUGUGCAGCUGCGUCCAGCUGCUCACGCUGGUCAGCAUCAGUGUUGAGCGCUACCAAGCCAUCGCGUUUCCGUUCCAAACCGAUAGGAGGAAAGCCAGGGUCCGGCUGUGGAUCCUGUCCAUCUGGGCAUGUGGCCUCCUCCUGGCUAUACUUUCUUUGAUACUUUCCAAAAAGGCGCUUUUUUGCAUGCUUUGCCGUCCGCACCACGGGGAUAAUGGGGACGAGUGGCUUCAAAAUGCAGAUCCAUUUGGUCCCUACGUGCUGGUCCCGGUAUGGGGAUUAUCUCUUACUGUGAUUGUUAUCCACUACACCCGGAUAUUCAAAGUUGUAAGGCAGCACCGAAAGAAAGUGUUCAGUCAGGGAGUCCAGCUGAGGCCAACAGUGUCGAAACACGUGUGGCUGGAUGUCCCGGCCCCGGCACCACGGUCAGCUCCACCGGGCUGCUUUAGUCCGCUGCCCCCCCUCCGCAAGGUGCUCUUUGUGGCGGAAGCAAGUGCUCCAUGUGCGGGCUCGUCCACAGAAGGCGCCCCGGGGAGACUUCCGGAGAUCUUAGGGGCAGUGUGUCUCCUGACACCAGGGGCCAGGGAGCGUAAGAAGAAAAAUAUGGAGGGGAAACUUGCUCAGCGUUUUGGGUACAUAAUCAUUGCUUUCACACUUUUCUGGAUGCCCAUGGUGGUUAUUUUGCUAAUGGACGUUGUGUCGUGGCAGGAUGCAGACAAAUUGAUGAUGGAGCUGGAGAAAUCAGCGAUGGUGCUGACCUGUGUGCAGGCUGCAGUGGAUCCCCUCAUCUACACUUUAGUCACCAGACAGUUUCGCUCUGAACUCAGCAAGAUCCUCUCCUCAAUCCCAAGGUGUCCCCCAAAACAGAGGGCCUGAAUGUUUAAUCCUUUAUCAACAUUGUGGUCACAUGUAUUGCACUUUUGGGACAUAAAAACACAAAGAGAACUAAAUAUGCACAACCUGCUACCUUUUUUACACACUAUCACACACACUGAUUUGGAGGCAGGUGAAGAAGACAGCCCGCAGAGUUUGUAUUUGUGGCAGAUAUAGAUGUUUUAUCAGGCGUUUCACAGUUGAGACACAAGACAAGGUCAUAAAUAAUAUCCAACACCUGACAAGAUACGCACAGCAGUAGUCUCAACAACGACAUGUGGCAUAGGAGGGCAAAGCAAAGAGGAAAACUGACUGAGCCCUGAAAAAAAGAGUACAUAACAGCGAAAGAGAGACAAACACAAUCAAAGACCUCUGUUUUUGUUGUUUGUAAAUCAAAAUGCAAUCACUUGACACUUAGAGCGGAAAUAUGCUAACAUAAUAAUUCAAACGGUGUCAUUUGAAAGUGCAGCCGACACAAAACAGCCUGUUUUGUACCUGGAAGCAGUAAAUAACACACUUAAUCACUGUCCUAGCAACAAACAAUACAGGGAACCUCAUUCCUGCCAUUACCUAUGUCAUACCCUUGGUGUUGUUUUCAAUAUUUUCUAAAUGUCAGACUUCAUGCUGUGAAUAUGAAGUCAAUGUCUUGGACCCCUCUUUUAAAAUUACACUGAAAAA